AUGUACGAAGACAUUAAUUGCGAAUCACAACAGAAAUUCGCUUGGCAUCCUGAUUACGAUAAUCAGUUCGUGGCUCUUGACCAAGACCUAGUUAUCACCGACCAUUGUGUAAUGUUGUUGGAUGGCAGCCUUGAUUUUACUGGAGAGCGUCAGGCAGUUCUCGGUGAUGAUAGCACAGACCUUGGCGACUGCUCUGCGAGCAAUGCAAUAUGGGAGACUAUUGAUGUGGACGCUUAUAUUAAGCAAGAGGUGGUGCUAAUCAAGGAUGAUGUUUCUGGCAAGUGUCUCCAAGCAUCUAAUCAACAAUACGCCGGUAACCAGCAGACACCGGACAAGUACUCACUAUACGACUGCGAACCAGCCAACCCGUACCAGCACUUUGUGCUGCGUGUGGAUUGCAACGUGUCUCCUUCUGGCUAUCAAGUGGACGAAUAG
Sphaeroforma arctica JP610 is the source of this 435-nucleotide messenger RNA. RefSeq lists its product as hypothetical. The record is from RefSeq and is a predicted model, not a curated record. The coding region runs from base 1 to 435 and encodes 144 amino acids. The transcript has a single exon. NCBI's taxonomy places the organism in Eukaryota, Ichthyosporea, Ichthyophonida.